Molecule: messenger RNA, 5483 nt
Organism: Drosophila suzukii
Lineage: Eukaryota; Metazoa; Arthropoda; Insecta; Diptera; Drosophilidae
Source: RefSeq, a predicted model, not a curated record
UCAGAAUAGCUUCGACCGACGAGCGGAACGGACGUAUACGGAAUUUUAGAAUCACGGAAAAUCGCGAGAACCUGAGAGAGAGUGACCGAAGAAAAUUCCGCGGCGGGGCGGACGAUCGAGUGUGCAUAGGAAAAGUGCAAUGGCGUAUCGGGCAGAGUAAACAAACAAGGCCCGAUUUAGCGAUAUCGAGAUGGACUGGGACAAGCCGCCGCCACCUCCGCAACCACCACCGAAACCCCGACGAACCCGAUCCCGGCAGAAUGUCCUGCACUACGAAUCCCUGCCCACCGCUCCGCCGGCGAUGUGUGGCCGCACGGGAAACAUCUUCCAGUUUCCGGCCGUGGCCUCUCCCCGCAAUCUCUCCGCCUCCCCCAAGUUCGAGCGGCGGGAGGCCAAGGAUCUGCCCGUUUGCGAACUGGGCAAGCACUCCUGCUCCAAGUGCCAGCCCUAUAGAGCGGAUCGGGGCACCAUUGAACCGCUGAAGACGCGCCUCAAUUCCGCCAUCGAAGCCAUGGACGAACUGACCCGCACAUACCACCUGCGAGGGUUCCUGGAGCACCGACUGGCCACCAUCGCCGACAACGAGGCGGGCGAACGGGAGGCGGAACUGGCCGCGUUGGACGAUGAUGUGCCCUCCACUAGCCAAGCUAUCCGGCAGCGUCCACCCACUAAGCCACCACGCUCCAGCAAUGACCACCAGUUCGAGCUGGAGCACUCGCUCACCUGGCUGGAGUCCCUGAUGGGCACUGAGGUGACUCCGCCCUUCAAACAGGGAAAGUUUAAGCGUAUUCGCGAGCGUAGCAAGUCCAUGAUGGACGAGGACCUCAAUAUGUUCAUGAAGGGCGAUCGUCCCGGCUUGAAGCUCAGCGCUUCGAAACCGUAUCUCUUGAGACGGCAGAGCACCUACAGCGACAACAAGGCAAAGGUUUCCAAGUGGACCAAGGUGAAAGCGGCCUUUAAGUGGGAGCGGGCCAAUGUGCCACCUUCGGGUCCAGGAGCUCCGGAAACCAAUGUUCUAAUGCUCAACCACGAGGUGGAGAGAUACCUCAAGGUGCCCAUUAGUACGGCGGCUGGAAGCAGUUCCGCGGACAGCAUCAUCAGUUCCUCCUCCGGCCAUAUAAUGAGUGACGGGGGGACACCUGGAACCAUCAGUUCGGCCAGCUCCAUGGAUGAUCUGGAGGCGGCCAGCCGACAGAGUUAUCGUCGCGAUUCCUCCAAGAGUGAUACUCGCUGCGAUUCCCGCACCUCCAACUUUGAGGUGGAGCUGCGAAAAUCCGCCACGGAUGAGCGUCUGGACAACAUAAAAUCCUCCGCCCCUCCAUUAGCAGCAAAGUCCUCUUCCAGCAAAUCACUGCGAAGAUCCAAGGCCUUUUCCGACUUUGAGGUCCUUCCCGAGGAUCAUGUAGCGGAGAUUAAGGCCACCAGCAGCAGGCGCCAGAAGUUGCCACCGAGUCCACUGAAUCUCAACCAGGUUAAUCAGAUGUACAGUGAUCUGCCACAACUGCACUCUCCCCUGAAGAGUCCAAAGGAUUCGCGCAUGCGUCGUGUCCACUCGCCGGGAACCUCCUCCGUGCCCAGCAGUCCUUCCAGGCAUUCGGAUUUCUUUGGUGAAUUUGAGAGCGAGGAUCUGUCCAGUGGCGAUUUCUCGGAGCCCACUACGCCAAACUAUUCGGAGUUUAAGCACAAGCAACGCGAGUUAGAGCGUUCCAGCGCCAGCAAUCGCAGUAUCAAACUGGGCAGCGGAGCAGCAACUGGAGGAGGAACUGGCAGUGGAAAGAGGAGCAGCGAGGAGCAUUCGCCCACCCAACUGCUGCAUAACGAACUCAUGUCCACCGCCCAGCUGGAGCAGAAUCUUACGCCGCAGUUCAAGAAGAAGCUGCACAAGUGGCGGGUGAAGCAGCAGAAUUGCUCGGGAGGAUCGUACACCUCCUUGGAGCCCGCGGCCAGUCCUACGGCCAAGAGCCAAAGUGGCGAGGUCAAGCCCAAGAUCGACUGGAACCUGUGGAGCAUGGGUCAGCUGAAACUGGAGGGCCAGGGUCUGUGUGCCUUGCCCGAUCAGAAGGAUUUGCCCGAGAAGUUCCAGAAGAAGUUGGAGCAAUGGAAUCGUUUAAAGUGUGCUCCUGGCGGUGGCACCACCUCAGACAAUGACUCCCUGAAACGUGGAUCCAAACACAGUCAGUCCACGAGAAGAGGAUCGGAUGAUGAUCGAUGGUACAAGCACAGGCCGCACGACAAAGAGAAAUUGUCCCGCCUCAAGGCGAUUGUGGUACCGGAUCACACCAAGAAGAUCGAGGUCAAGACUUCGGAUGGCGAGGUGAUGAAGUUCGAGGGCAUCUCGAGGAAGUUCACCAGGAAGCUGUACGAGUGGGAGAAAGCCAGGGGCAUUGGGCCAGAGGCCUCGACCUUUGCCCUGCUGCAUCCGGGCUACUGUCCCAUAGAUGUGAGGCGGAUUAACAAGGAUUGCAAUAAAGUGGCAGCGGAUCACUCGCCCACGCUCAGCAGGUCUUCCCUGGACAGCGUAUCGCCCAACUGCAAUCUGGCCCAGGCCAUCUCCCAGCAGGCUUCAUCCCUGUCCCUGAACGACGUCAACGAUCUGAAGGAGAUCGAGGACAGUACCGAUGCCCUCACCGAUCACGAGUUCAAGAAGUACGACGAACCGGAGGCGGUCAUGGUGGAGGUGGAGGAGCACAUCCACGACACCGCCUCGCCACUGGUCACCGCCCACUCGCUGGUGGAGCACCAGACGCCCAUUUACAAGUACGAGGAGGUGCAGUGCAACGACUAUGUCAACUCGCGUCGCGUCCAGAGCUUCGAGUCGCACACAAAUCUGGCGCCUUUGCUGGGAGCACUGAAACGUGCCGAUGAGCUGUUUGGCCAGCUGAAGAAUGCCUCACCCGAUCUGCUGGAACACCCGUCCAUGCGGGACUGCCAGGCCGCAUUGCUGAGCAUUCGUGGCAUUUAUCCAUACUACUCCAAUAACUUGAUGAAGGCGGGCGUGCUCAACGCCAUAUCCGAUGUCCAGAGCGAACUGGGACGACUGGCCGACUUGAGUCUAAAAUCGCCGUUGGAUGAGGCCUGCUGCCAGGAAACGAUGCAGGAGCGCACACUAGAAUAUCUGGAGGAGCUCCAAGGACUGCAUGAAUCCCUGCAGUGUCUCAAGCUGAGCAUACAGGGCGGAACGAAUCGCUAUCCCCGGGACAUUGUGCCGGAUAUCAACAUCACCAGCGAGGAUGGUCAACAGUUGGAUUCCAGUUCCGCCUAUGCCACCUGCGACAAUUCCAGCCGAGAUCGUCUGGCCCAUGACGACAAUAGUGCCAGUGCUGCCUCGCCCAUGGAGCACGAAACGGAGACCAGCACCACGACGGGCACUUUGUGCCGCUCCAGCUUGCCCACCGUAGUUGCCCAUCCUAGUGGCAAUGGGGUUACCAACGGAAUAGCCAAUGCAAAUGCCUGUGCCAAGAAGAAACUGCUGCGCCUGCGCAAAAUGGGUUCCCGGCAGAACAGCAAGACGGAGAGCGAUAGCAGCGAUGCGGACACCCACUCUGUUAUGGAAACACCGCGUCGGUUGCGCCGCAAGAACUUCCGGCUGAAGCAGCGCUCCUUGGACGACGACUUCCGGUUGAGUUCGACGACCAAUGAACAGGAGAUGGCCACUGCUGGUGGGGAUAUCGUCUACGGUUCGCUGAAGGUCAAGCCGGGGGAACUCAUCGAGCAGAGUCAGUGUGUGGCACCUGCUCCUUCUAUCUCUUCGUCGGCAUCCACCACUCCUCUUACUUCAACCACUCCGUCGUCCACAAUUACUCCACCCACCAAACUGGGUGCCUUUAUUCCUCCUCCCUUGCCGGAGCCCAAUCGAGCUUACAACACCAAUGCCAAUGUGUUUGUGAAGACCAAGCGGAAAAUCUUCACCACCAUCCCAGAACCAAGUGCCUCCGAGGGCAUAGCUGUGAUCGCAAAGGAACUGGACAGCCCCACGGAGGAAAGGUCAGAUAAGUUGGAGAAAUCGGAAAAGUCCAAGUGCCUUCCCAGGCCACUCAGUCUAUAUAAGUCCAUUAGUUUGGAACGCUUAAAGCAGCCGCCCGUGAAAGAGGACUUGCGCAAAUGCCAGAGUAGUGAGGCCUUCCAGCGGGGAUCUCUCUUCGUCCCGCCUCCACUAGCCAGCGAUAGCAUGGAGAGAUUGGCUGAGUCCAAGAGAAAUCAUGAGCUAAGCAACCCCCCAGUUCCACCAAGGAAAGCUCAUCUUUACAAGAAGAACUCGCUGCACAAAUCGCACAGUGCGAAUGCUAGCAACAGGAUUGAGCACAAGAUAGCCAAGACCAGCUCCGGACCCAGCUUCUCCAGGGUGCAUCCUCCACCACCGUCACCUGUUCCUUUGAACCUGCAUAAGGAGGAUAACACUUUGCCAAGGAUCCAGCGAAAACAUCCCAAUACGCCCACCAAGGAACAGUUUGAGUUCCCACCUCCGCAAAGUCUAACCCUAGAUCGCCCAGCUACUCCUCUUUCGGAGAGGGCCAGACGCCUCCAGUUGGCCAAGGCGCAGUUCCUGCAGAGUGCUCCGGUUACUCCUCGCCAGGAACCCCAAACACCCAGCAAGGCAACGAAUUCAGUGGUGCUCCAAAAAAGCAUCAGUGCGGGCAGCAUGAGGGGAGGAGGAGGAGCAGCUGCCCAGGAGGCCAACAGACAACAGCAUUAUCACGAGGUAUCUACGGAUCAGGAGAGUGUGGGCACUUCCAGUGCCUACGACAGUUUGCCACGAGCCGUCAGUCGGAGUGCCAAGAUUUCCAGUAAACUGGGAUUCGCCACUCUCACCUCAAAGUUACGAAGGGGCAACAAGAAGCCCAAGGAUCCACCUCCAAGUCCGGGAAGCGCUCUAUCCGCCCUUUGUCGGCAAACCCUGAUGGCCGAUGUCAUACCACAGGCUUUUGGGGCGGAGAAGCCACCACCCAGUCCCACGGGACGGAAUGUCUCAAAGUCCCAGAGCACGCCACAGGCUGCAGGUCCUUCGACCAUCAAUAACGAAGGAAUAAACAAGUCCCUAAGCGAGCAGUAUGUGCGCCAGCUGAAGGAGAGCGACGUCUAGUCAGAGUCCCCAGUCUCAAGUCCAGAAUCUAGUCAUAGCAGUAAUCUAUAAAGUCGAUGUGCGAGAUAAAUGAGUGCAUUUUAUGAACAAUUAAAAAAAUAUAUGGAAAAAUAAUUAACUUUAUCGAGCUUUUUAAAAAAACGAAAACGAAUGGCAACCAUGUAAAACCAAAAUAAAAGAUACUCAACGAGCCAUUCACGAACAAAAAUAUUGUAAAGUCAAACAUAAAGAAAAUAUAUCUUCAGGUGUAGUUACUAAAAUACUUUUUUUUACCUCCCACGAAAUUGAAAAUUUUGGAAUGGCAUUUUAGGUUCAUUUUGUUUUUAUAUCUAACCAGAAAUAUAUGUAAAUUAAACAGAAAGUCACUACUGUUCCUUCUGUGCAAUAAAUUAAUGGAAUUGUG